UUAUAAGAGAGUGACCAAGCUUUUCUCUCUGUAAAACCAAUAACUUUGUUUUUGGCGCCACCUGCUGAAGAACAUGUCGAAACGCACGGAGAGUUUAAGUAUUAAAAAAAAGGAAACGAGGUUUGUCCUGUGUAGAGCUCCGUAGAAAGAGCUGGACUGUAUUUUGAUAGACAGGCAGCUGCUGUUGGAAUUCAGGUUAUGGAAGAGCCUUAGAUCAGCCUGGGUUUCUUCAGUAUGUGUAAUAUCAUCUACUCAUAAACACACACACGCUGAAUUAUGGAGCACGCUGUAAUUAUUAAAGAAGGUGCUACAAAAUGGGACAUUCGCCAAAAAGUGUGGGAUUACAUCGAGGCGAAGGAUCUUGCCAACUUCCCAAGGCCUGUGCACCACAGAAUUCCCAAUUUUAAGGCAGCUGCCCAGGCCUGCAGCAGGCUCCCUGGCUUGCAGGAGUUUAAGUCCAGCAGGGUGGUCAAAGUGAACCCAGACAAGCCUCAGGAGCAUGCCCGCUUUCAGACCCUCAGUGCGAAAAAAACCCUGCUGGUCCCCACUCCUCGGCUGCGCACUGGACUGUUUAACAAAAUUGUUCCCCCACAGAAUCCAACUAAAGAGGAUCUCAGAGUGUGCUCCACUUCACAGGGGGUAAAGGAGUUCAGUGUCCCAAUUGGUUUAGAUGCGAGUGUUCAGGUAGAUCUAGUGGUGGUUGGGUCUGUGGCUGUAUCUGAGAAAGGUUACAGAAUUGGGAAAGGUGAAGGAUUUGCAGAUAUGGAAUAUGCCAUGAUGGCCUCAAUGGGAGCUGUGAAUGAAUCCACAGUCGUUGUUACUAUUGUUCACGACUGCCAGGUUGUGGACAUUCCAGAAGGACUGACUGAAAGUCAUGACCUCACAGUGGACUAUAUCCUCACCCCGACCAGGAUCAUCAAGACUGAGUGUCAGCGUCCAAAGCCAGAUGGCAUUAUUUGGUCAAAGUUAGAUACAGAGAUGCUGCAGAAAAUUCCCAUCCUGAAGAAACUCAGAGCUUUGGAGCAGAAGGCUGGCAAAGAUGUCACGCUAAGAGCGCCCCCUGCUGAAUGUGAGAAACUUAAGGAGGAGCCAAAAGAGGAGGCUAAACCCAACCCAAAGCGUAGACCGAGGCGAGAACCCAAACAGGAUCCCAAACCUCAGCACAUUGGGCCAGUGAAGGAUGGAUCUGACAGGCCUGAAGGAGGUGCUGUGGGGCGUGAGCCUCCUCAGUGUCCCUCCAGCACGCUUUACCUUGGAGGCAUCCCUGCUGGACUGCGGGUGAGUGAGCUGAAGAGCGUCCUGAGGGAACGCAAUGCCGUACCUCUCAGGCUCACCUGGCAAGGGGCGCAGCACAGAGCUUUCCUCGAGUACAGCGAUGAGCCGGCGGCUGACCUGGCCCUAACUGCCCUGCAGGAGCUCUCUAUCAACGGCCACACCCUCCAGGCAGAGCGAGCUAGGAGCCAGAGGGGUGGCCGCAGGCCUAACCAAACACAGCAGAGGCCCAGGAGGAAAGAAGCCAAAGGAACAGCUCACACCCCAAUGGCCACAGCCACCACCGUCAGCACUACUGUCCCAGACCAACCGGGGACUUAGAUACAAGGUCAAGAAAAGGUCAAAAACGGUGGUAUAGGUCUAAGCGGUGGUAUAAGUUUUUUUGUGCUUGAGAAAAUAUCAGAUCAUCAAAGUGAGAUUUGAGGAUCUUGUGAAUGUUUGUAUUUUUACAGAUUUUUACUGUAGAGUAAAAAAAAAUAAACCUUUAGAAAUAAGA
Messenger RNA from Astyanax mexicanus (Mexican tetra), 1768 nucleotides. RefSeq names its product methenyltetrahydrofolate synthetase domain containing (gene mthfsd). Gene Ontology annotation, molecular function: RNA binding. The coding region runs from base 277 to 1593 and encodes 438 amino acids. Lineage: Eukaryota; Metazoa; Chordata; Actinopteri; Characiformes; Acestrorhamphidae. The transcript is spliced from 8 exons. Gene Ontology annotation, cellular component: cytoplasm. The record is from RefSeq and is a predicted model, not a curated record.